Molecule: messenger RNA, 1671 nt
Organism: Brachypodium distachyon (stiff brome)
Lineage: Eukaryota; Viridiplantae; Streptophyta; Magnoliopsida; Poales; Poaceae
Exons: 6
Coding region: 386-1327 (313 amino acids)
Source: RefSeq, a predicted model, not a curated record
GUUUUCAGUCCGACGAGGCCAAGAGAGAGAGAAGAGAGGAGAGCAAGAGAGCAAAGCAAACCGUAGCCGGUUUCAUAGCGCCCCUCCCCCCGCCGCGGCUUCUCCUCCGCCUCCUCCUCGGUCAGAAUAAAGUCGCCUUCUUCCCCCUUCCCUCCUCUUCCCCUCCUCUUCUACACUCUCUUCCCCUCUGCAAUCUCCCGCAGCACCUCGCCUCGCGCCGCAGUCCCUCAAGCGCCGUGAAGCGGAGGAUUUGGCCGGCUUCUUCUCGUUUUGUUCUUUUUUGCCUGCUCGGUUUCGUUCUUCAGUCGGUCCCGAGUGAUUUUGGGUUGCUGGCGGUUUUGUGUGUGGCUGGACGGAGUGGAACUGUGUGGAGGGCGGAGGAGCCAUGGGCGGGCAGAGGGUGGAGGACGGGUCCAACCUGCAGCGCUUCCUCGACUGCACCACCCCCGCCGUCGACACGCACAUUCUCCCCAAGACGAAUGGCCGGCUGAUGACUGACGCUUGGCACCACGCCGAGAUGGACAGCGUCGAGUACUUCAAUCUCUCAGACCUCUGGGAGCAGUACUAUGAGUGGAGCGCAUACGGCGCAGGAGUUUCAGUGCAGCUCCUUGGAGGGGACAAAGUAGUCCAAUACUAUGUUCCAUACUUAUCAGGGAUACAGCUAUACACCAACAAAGUCCUGACUGUUUCUAGGAGUUUUGGUGAAGAUUAUGGCAUGGACUUCUGGAGUGAUGACGAGGACAAUGAGAAGAUGUCAAGAUCCUGGAGUUCAACAUCUGACGACUCGUUUAACUGCGACAUGGUAGCAGGGAAUAGGAGGCGUCCCGGACACUUGUAUUUUGAGUUCUUUGAAGUUUGCUCACCUUAUGGGAGGAUCCCACUCAUGGAUAAGGUAUAUGAACUAUCCCAAGGCUUUCCUGGAUUGACAUCGCUGAAGAGCGUCGAUCUAUCGCCUGCCAGCUGGAUGUCAGUUGCCUGGUAUCCUAUCUACCACAUUCCCUACCAGCGCAAUGUGAAGGACUUGUCUGCAUGCUUCCUAACUUACCAUACAAUUUCCUCCGCAUUUCAAGAUCACGCGCUCGAGUCUAUGACCUAUGGUUCAGCUGCCAGUGGGAAACAAAACGACCACCUGAACAAGAAGGCCAACGCAAUAUCGCUUCCUCCUUUUGGACUCGCAGCAAACAAAAUUCAAGGUUCUCUGUGGACCAACCCCAGGUCAGGAGAUCAUAAGAGGAUCGUCUCCCUCUUUAGCGCCGCAGAAUCCUGGCUUAAGCAGCUUGGAGUCCGGCACCAUGACUUCAACUACUUCAUCACUCACCCAAUGUGAACCUGCUGAUUGCGUGGGAGCGAAGAACCCCAUGGCUAUAGACUUGAAAUCACCGAAAUUGCUUACACCACCGACAAGGGACACAAACCGUAUAACGUGUAUCACCCUCGUAAAAGUGAGUCUUAACAUUCACAUGAUAGAUUUAUACGGCUUGAUUGCAGCAAAUACCAAAUGUAUCAGGACUUGAAAGGUUCCGUGUUUCUUGGCUGAAGAUGUAACUAAUGUGUACAGAAGUUUUGGUGCUAAUCUGAUAUCCAACUGUUGUUGUUGGAUGCAUGAAUAUUGUAGCUACCUGCCUUGCAUUGUGUACUCAAGUGGCCUAGAAAAAGAGAAUGUUUGCCCAA